Australozyma saopauloensis is the source of this 261-nucleotide messenger RNA. It is a transcript of the gene RPS21B, whose product is annotated as 40S ribosomal protein eS21. NCBI's taxonomy places the organism in Eukaryota, Fungi, Ascomycota, Pichiomycetes, Serinales, Metschnikowiaceae. Gene Ontology annotation, biological process: endonucleolytic cleavage in ITS1 to separate SSU-rRNA from 5.8S rRNA and LSU-rRNA from tricistronic rRNA transcript (SSU-rRNA, 5.8S rRNA, LSU-rRNA); translation; endonucleolytic cleavage to generate mature 3'-end of SSU-rRNA from (SSU-rRNA, 5.8S rRNA, LSU-rRNA). Gene Ontology annotation, cellular component: ribosome; cytosolic small ribosomal subunit. The record is from RefSeq and is a predicted model, not a curated record. The transcript has 2 exons. Bases 1 to 261 code for a protein of 86 amino acids. Gene Ontology annotation, molecular function: structural constituent of ribosome.
AUGGAGAACGAUAAAGGUCAAUUGGUGGAAUUGUACGUCCCAAGAAAGUGCUCUGCUUCUAACAGAAUCAUCAAGGCCAAGGACCACGCCUCUGUCCAAAUCAACAUUGCCCACGUUGACGCUGAGGGAAGAGCUACCUCCGAGGUUACCACCUACGCUUUGUCUGGUUACAUCAGAUCCAGAGGUGAGGCUGACGACUCUUUGAACAGAUUGGCUCAACAAGACGGUUUGUUGAAGAACGUCUGGUCUUACUCCCGUUAA